Cryptomeria japonica (Japanese cedar) is the source of this 2020-nucleotide messenger RNA. Its product is annotated as linamarin synthase 1. NCBI's taxonomy places the organism in Eukaryota, Viridiplantae, Streptophyta, Pinopsida, Cupressales, Cupressaceae. The record is from RefSeq and is a predicted model, not a curated record. The transcript is spliced from 2 exons. Bases 50 to 1561 code for a protein of 503 amino acids. Gene Ontology annotation, molecular function: UDP-glycosyltransferase activity.
AGGGUCACUUGUGGCAUUCGUUUCGAUUGAAUCCGUUGCCCACUUGAGAAUGACGAUGAACGGUGUGAAAGAUCUCGCUGUGCACGCAGUUUUGGUGCCCUUUCCUGCGCAGGGCCAUGUCAACGCUUUGAUACAUUUCGCCGAUCUCUUGGCCGCACGGGGUGUUUUCAUCACUUUUGUUAACACAGAAUGGACUGAGAAACGCAUGUUUGGAAGUGCAAAGCACAAGUCUCAACUGCACCACUCCAAACCCAAUUUUCGAUUUUUGUCAUUCCCGGACGGCUUACCCCCGGAGCACGGCCGCACCUCCCAACUGGGUGAGCUAUUUACAACGGUCGCAAGGCGUGGGCCCGCCUUGGAAGCUCUCCUCCGCACUCAGAGUGGUAAUGGCGUUCCUCCCGUCACCUGUAUCUUGGCCGACUGUUGCAUGUCGUGCACCGCAUCGGUGGCCGCCAACAUGCGAGUGCCAAGGGUCGUCUUCUGGCCUUUUUGUGCCGCUGCAUCUAUUGCUCAGAAAUACGCUAAUUCUCUCCUUUCCCAGGGCCACAUUCCUGUCAAAGUGAGUGAAGGAAAUCGUCCGGACAAAAUGAUCACUACUCUGCCCGGGAAUAUACCAGCUCUACGGCCUAGCGAUCUCAUAUCGUUCUACCGCGAGCAGUUUACAUCGGAUCCCAUCUACGAAGCGCUGCUGUUUGAAUCACGAAUGUGUGAGACGGGGGACUAUGUGCUCGUGAACACCUUUGAGGAACUGGAAGGAAGAGACGCGGCGCCGGCGCUUUCCAUUAAAGGGUGUCCAUCUUUGUCAAUAGGCCCUGUGUUUCUUCCUAACUUUUUAGGAGGGAAGAACUCAACGCUGAGCAACAUGUCUAUGUGGGAGGAAGACGAUAGCUGCUUACACUGGCUCGACAAACAACGCCCGCACUCUGUGUUGUAUGUUUCGUUUGGCAGCUUGGCCCUCAAAUCGCAAGAGCAGUUAGAUGAGGUGGCGCUGGGUUUGGAACAGAGCGGGCAUGCCUUUCUGUGGGUUCUUCGAUCUGAUAUUGCUCAGGGGCAGGCUGCUGUUUUGCCCGAGGGAUUGGAACAGCGGACCAAAGAUCGGGCGUUGUUUGUGAAAUGGACGCCGCAAUUGAAGGUGCUUGCACAUCCUUCGGUGGGAGGAUUUCUGACUCACAGCGGGUGGAAUUCGACCGUGGAGAGCAUAGGCAUGGGAGUGCCCAUGAUUGGCUGGCCUUAUUUUGGUGAUCAGUUCCUCGAUUGCAGAUUCGCCAAAGAUAUAUGGAAGGUCGGUUUGGAUUUUAAGGACGUGGACGUUGACGAUGCGAGGUUGGUGAGAAGAGAAGAGAUAAAGAGUGCAGUGGUGAGGGUGAUGGAGAGCGAGGAGUUGCAGAAGAAAGCUCAGGAGCUGAAGGAGGCAGCAACGAAAGCAGUGAUGGUGGGAGGUUCUUCUUUUAACAACAUAACCACGUUCAUCCACGAUAUGCUUGAACAUGCCAAAUCACAGUCAAAGUCUUCUUCCGUGUACUGCGAGGAAACUCGUGAAAAAGAUGACAACAUGCACUAGAAUUCUUUUGUCGGAUUCGUUGUUAUGUUGCGUAUGAGAUUUGUUUGUCCCGAUUGAGAGUUUCUAGAGAGUAUACCCAUUUCGAGCCUGGUGGACUUUCUGAUAUUCUUUUCCUUUUUAGGUUUUAUAGUCUGGUAUGAAGUUUUUAUUGAUUGAUAAGCUACAGGCUUAGUAGACCGCCGACUAUUGAAACCGGCCCUUCUCCACCGCUUGUUGCAGACCGAUUUCUCCACUACCUACAAUCUAAUCUCACUAAUGUCUUAUCCUUGUCUUCAAUGCCAAAGUCAACCGACUGCAGCAACAACUUAUAGUCUUCUAUUUGCUAGGUUUAUGCAGUUUUCAGUUUUAAGCGUCUUUUAUAAUAUUACUCUCUUUGAAAACCAACAUGUAUCUGCUAUUGUAAACACAAGUAUGUUGAAAUUUGAAAUUAAAGAAUGAUCUAGAAUGGUCUUUGUUUUA